GGAGUCCACAUUUCUCCUCGUGAAGAUGGGCACAAACAUGUAUCGCCUGCUCCGCAAACUGUGUCCCUUCUCCAUUCUGUGGAGAAACCCUGAGAAACCUGAGGAAUCCAGGAGCUUGUUACCCAAGGGUGCACAGAACACAAAAUAUGGCCAGGAAUCGGAUGAAUUCCUAUACUGCACUCAUAAUGGUGCUGAAGUAGAGAGCUCUCCAUCGUCUGAUGAUCCAAAAGACUGGCCACCUCCAGGCUAUCAUCCCGAUCCCUUCAUACCCAUCAUGAAAUAUCUUAUGUUCUUCUUCAAUGUCAUCUUCUUCACAUUGGGCUUCGGCCUGCUAUGCUUUGGGUUUUGGGGCCUUGCUGACAAGGAGUCCUUGAUCGGAGAGAAGAUUGGUAAUCUGGGUACUGACCCCAUGCUGAUAUUCGUCCUGGUGGGCCUGGUCGUGUGCUUUUUGUCCUUCUCGGGAUGCGUCGGUUUCAUCCGAGAAAACAUAUGCCUCCUCAGGCUUUUCUCUACUGGCAUUGCCAUGCUGUUGGUUACACAAUGCGUUUUGGCCUUGGUGGUCCUUUGUUUUCGUGAUCGAAUUCAGGAUUCAGUGAAGAAGACCAUGCUGGUAGCCAUGAGCAGAUAUCAAGAUGACUCAGACCUUAAGUUUCUAUUGGAUGAGCUACAACUUGGUAUGGAGUGUUGUGGAGUACAGUCCUACCAAGACUGGUCCAUAAAUCUGUAUUUUAACUGCAGUUCUCCUGGCGUCAACUCCUGUGGGGUCCCUUAUUCCUGUUGCAUCGACCCACUUCAAAAUGGUACUGUGCCCAAUUCCCAGUGUGGAUUCGGAGCCCUAGGCAUGAGUGAGGCCAUGGCGAGCACCCUGAUCUACCUGGGAGGCUGCGUCCCUCAGCUUGUACUUUGGAUCAACUACAGAAUUUGGGAUAUCUUUGUUGGUUACCUCUUGGUGACCGCUGUAGAACUUGUAUGUAUUGUUUGUGCCCAAAGGGUAAUGAGAGAAAUCAAAAUGAUAAAAUCUCUAUAUUAA
Messenger RNA from Bufo bufo (common toad), 1030 nucleotides. It is a transcript of the gene TSPAN10, whose product is annotated as tetraspanin 10. The record is from RefSeq and is a predicted model, not a curated record. NCBI's taxonomy places the organism in Eukaryota, Metazoa, Chordata, Amphibia, Anura, Bufonidae. Bases 26 to 1030 code for a protein of 334 amino acids. Gene Ontology annotation, cellular component: membrane. The transcript is spliced from 3 exons.